CCCGUUCCUUCAUCCAUCACACACUUCACUCUACAUCCAUCAACUCAACUCAACUACUACUUCACAAAAAUCUCAUACCAAAACACCCAAACCGCCACCAUGCAGUUCACCAAGACCUUCAUCGCCGCCCUCUUCGCAGCCUCCAAUGUCGCCGCUGCUCCUACUCCUGCCGACAAGUCUAUGAUGGCCAACGUCCCUCAGUGGACAAUUGAGAAUCUCAAGCGCACGUGCGAUACUGCCAACACCUCAUGCACCUGGACAUUCGCUGUCGACACCCAUCUUGCUGCUGCCACAUCUUGCACAUACGUUGUCAAGGCGGCCAAGGAUGCCUCUCAGGCCACCGGAGGCCCUGUCACCUGCGGAUCUUACACGGUCACAUCCAGCUGGAGCGGUCAAUUCGGUCCUGGUAACGGCUUUACCACUCUCGCUGUUGUCGACAACUCGAAGAAGCUCAUUGUCUGGCCCGCCUACACCGACGUUCAGGUCCAAAGCGGCAAGGUUGUGUCACCCAACCAGAGCUACGCCCCUGCCAGCCUGCCAUAGAGGAUGACAAUCAGCUCUUGGUAUUCACUAUUGGAUUUAUGAAUGAGUUUACAGCAAUAUGUUUACAGCAAUAUAGACGGAGGAACAUACGAUCCGGGAAUGAUGGCAUAUGACGCUUUAUAAGUUAGAGACGAUAAAAUUUAAUGUAAUAAAAUAUAAUAUUUUACUCUCGAGUUUGACCUGCGCUGCAUAGAUCGGCUUC
Messenger RNA from Trichoderma atroviride IMI 206040, 745 nucleotides. RefSeq lists its product as uncharacterized. Lineage: Eukaryota; Fungi; Ascomycota; Sordariomycetes; Hypocreales; Hypocreaceae. The record is from RefSeq and is a predicted model, not a curated record.